Molecule: messenger RNA, 1770 nt
Organism: Fibroporia radiculosa
Lineage: Eukaryota; Fungi; Basidiomycota; Agaricomycetes; Polyporales; Fibroporiaceae
Exons: 2
Coding region: 1-1770 (589 amino acids)
Molecular function (GO): protein binding
Source: RefSeq, a predicted model, not a curated record
AUGGACCGGGUAGGAUCAGCAGAUACAGAGCUCAAGACGCAGCCUCUCCACCUAGCGGUCUGUACAAAUACCGCUCUAACGCGGCAAGCUAUAGAGAAAGAAAUCACUGAUCAUCUUGGAAUCGUUGCGGUCCUCAAAAGGAGACUUAACACGCUUGCGCCUAUCUCUCGCCUUCCACCGGAGCUUCUUGCCGCAAUAUUCGUGUUGAUUGCCACCCAGUAUGAGAAUAGCAAAUACCUGGUACAAUUCACACACGUUUGCUCGCACUGGCGCGAUACGGCUCUCGCUUUCCCUAGAGUGUGGUGUCACAUCGUCCUUCCAGCACAUCCUAUGCUCUUAGAUGAGCUUCUGGCUCGCUCAAAGGACGCUCCACUCAUUAUCAACGUUCGCUACAUUACGAGAUACGGUGCGAGAGCGGACUCGGAGCCUCUCGCGUUGACAAUGAAACACUUAGAAAGAGUUAAAGAGCUUCGUAUUUCUGCACCUUCCGAAGUACUACAUAACAUUUGGCAGGGUUCCAACAGCGUGGCCCCUCUGCUAGAGAUUUUGCAUGUGCGCAACGACUUUUCGCAAUCCGAAUCGUCCUCACAUUCGUCAAAAUUGCAUCUCCCUAUUUUGCAUCCCACCAGUGUCGUUCCCCUCCUUCGCCGAUUGGAGGUUGAGCACUUCCCAAAUUGUGGGGGCACUUUCCCGGCCACCACUUCACUCCGGCAUCUCAGCAUUCGCAACAAGAAGCAUGGUCUUGCCAGAGUCGAACUAUCCAAGCUGCUUAGCCAGCUGGAGAAAAUGCCUGCCUUGGAGACGCUCCUGCUUGACGAUGCCUUCCAGGUGACACCGGGCGCAUGCGAACGGAUCUUCUCGCUUUCUCGGCUCCGAUCCCUCAAUCUUUCGGCGACGACGACGGAAUGUGCUAAUGCCCUGACUCACCUCCAGCUGCCACCUACUACCCGCCUUGAAAUCUACUGUCAGGGACAGGAUAUGAAAGACUUUUCCGAGGCUCUGGCAGGCACAAUUUCUCAUCCGGAUCGAAGACCGUGGCGCAGCUUGCAUGUCUAUCGACUACGCACGGGGACCUCCUACAUCAACUUGUACGAGGGUGAUCAGCGCAAGUGGUUCGCUAUGAAUCGGGAUCAUGAGGCCCUUCCUUGGGGGAAACCUGAGAUGGCAGUGCGUUUUGCGAAUGCGCCAAAUACACUGGUCACCAUUUGCAAGACUUUACCGCUCUCCAAUGUGCAGUCGUUGUUCGUGUCAGGGACAGUCGCCAGAACCGCCGGGGAGUGGUUGCAGGCAUUUGGGAAGAUGGAUCAACUAUCCACGGUGUGGGUGCAGCAUGAAGCGGCUUCGGCAUCCCUCGCCCGGGCACUACGCUAUCAGAACAGUAUGCAGCAGCAGGACGGGACCGGAGGGAUAGAGCCGAAAUCGCGUUACUUUUCUUCGUUAAGAGUGCUCAAAUUGGAAGGCGUUCACUUCAAAACGCGAGACGAGGUGGAAGAAUGUAUCUUGGGCAAUUUCGGUUGGGCUUUACUAGACUGUCUAAAGAGUCGUGCAGACAACGGUAUCCCACUUUCGAAGCUUAUUCUGCGAGAGCGUGUUAAUACACUCAAGGAAGAGGACAUUGAGAAACUCAAGAAAUAUGUCGAAACACUCGAUUGGGAUGAGUGGUUGGAGGGCUACGAGUUUAGUGAUGAGGAGGAGGAAGAGGAGGGGGACUAUUACAGUUCUUACGACGAUGAAGCUGAAUCGGAAUACGAUUUUCACAGCGACUAUUGA